AUGGACCAAAUUGGGUAUUUAAAAGAUUUAUUCGAACAAAGGAUUUCCCAGAUAGCCAGGCAAGUCCAAGCAUUUUUUGAUGAAAUCAACGGAGACGAAAUCUAUAGCGCUAUGAGAGAAAAUUCUUUGAGCCAAGAAUUCGCAAGCCAGAGAGCAAAAGAGCUGUUUGAAGAAAUCAUAGGCGGAGAAAAAGAGACAACGAUUCUUACUCCUGCAGCUAAUAAUUAUCUUUUUUAUUUUUUAAAAAGUGUUUUUUAUAUCGAUAAUAUGGAUUGAGUUAGACGGGUUCAUGCCAUUUUAUCGAAUCAUUUUUUCUCGUUUGGCAUUUACUCAAGGAUUUUGGUCUAAAAUUUUCCUCCUGAUACACUUGAUCGAAUGCUAAUGAUUUUUUCAUAGCAAACGCCUCAAGGAUAUUUCUUACAAGGAAAAAUAUACGAUCAACUUGUGCCAGAGUUUUAGACUUCAAGAAGAGCUGGCUCAGAGGAGGGCUGAAUGCAAUAAAUUUGAAAAAAUUAUAAGAGAGCUAGAAGAUAAGCUGAGGUUCGAAGAGUCUGACAAAGAGCGAUCUUUGAGAAUUGCUCACGAUUUGAAAGCAGAGCUGGGUGAAAGCGAAGCUGUUUUAGAAGACAGAUUAAAAAGAAAAGACAUAGAAUGGCUACAAAAAAUAGAAGAGACUUCAAGAAUGCAGAGCAGGAAAUUUGAUGAAGAAAGAUUGCAGUUAGAAGACCAAGUUAGAAAUGCCAUCAAAGAAAUAGAAAAUUUGAAUCUUCAGAAGCAAAGGGAUUUAAGCAGAAUUCGUGAACUUGAUGAUGAGAUAAACAAGAUGAAGAUGGCUGUAGAAAACGCUGAGAAAAGAGAACAGCAAUGAAAAUCCUCAGCAAGGGCAGUCGAAGAUAAUAGAGCCAGCAUACAAGCAAAGCUGGAAUUUUUAAUCGACGAAAAUAGAGACCUCCAGGAUAAAUUGGAAAACACUGAAAAUGAAAAACAGAAGAUUUUGGCCCAUUUUAGAGCAUAUCAAGAUAAAUAUGAAGAGGUUUCAAGCUCAAGCCACAAAGCGUUGCAGGAAAUCGUUGAAAAAGCAAGGACUAAGUCACGGAAAUUAAAGCAAAAAAUAAAAGAGCAGAGAGGAAAAUUGCAAGAUUUUCAAAAUGAGAUGAAAAAAGCUAUAGAAAAAAUAGAAAGUUUAAAAAUUGAAAAUGAAACCUUAGUAGCUAAUGAAGAAAAACUAAGAAGAAGUUUAGAAGACUCAGAAAAAAAGUAUAGAGAACUAGAUAUCAGCAUAAAAAAACGAGAAAUUGAGCUAAAAUCUCAAUAUGAUAGGCAGUUUUUGCAGCUCCAAUCACAAUUCAAUUCUGACUUGCAACAAAAAACCGCUGAGUUUGAAAGAGAAAUUCAAUCAGAAAUUGAGCUCAGAAAUGAAAAAGAAAAAGAGCUGCGAGCGACUAUACAAAAUAAAGCAAAAGAAGUUGAAAGAGACCACAUCAUGAAGACCGCCCAUCAGAGCAUUAUAGAAGAAAAAGAAAGAACCAUCAAUAAAAUCCACCAAAAUCGGAUUGAAGCUUUGACAUCAGAAUUCGAACAAAAAAUAAGCGAAUUUAAAGAAGAAGUCAGCCAACUUAAAAAAGAAAACGCUGGAUUAAAUGAACUUCUGUCAAAUUCCAAAGCUCUUGAGGCUCAAGCCCAAGAAGAACUGUCAAAUAAAACAGAAAAAAUGCUUUCCGAAAUAAAAAUCAAAACAAACACAAUUAGAGACCUUGAAAAUGAAAAACUUGAUUUGCUAAAUAAACUUGAUACAGCUGGAGAGCUGCUAGAAGACCUAAAAGACUCCAAAAACGAAGAAGCUAGCCUGAGAUUCAAAUAUGAAACUGAAAACUCUAAUCUCAAAGGAAGACUAAACGAGCUGGAAGACCAAAAUACGUAUCUAAAGCGCCAAAUAAAAAAAUACCAAGAUGAACAAUUAAAAAUUAACCACGGCCAUAAGCGGCAACCCACUAGCCAUCGCCCCAUCUCGGCUCCGCCAUAGUCCCAGAGCGAGAUUCUGAUGCUACCAUACUUCUCGCCCGACGCCAUUUUGGAUUUCCGAACUGACCACCUCCCCAGAGGAUCAGCUCCUUGGGCAGAGCUACGUCUGUCAAGUCCCCGACGGUCUCGAUGAGAAAAGACCAUGUGGUAGGCAAAACCUGUCUAGCCCAUCUGGCAGGGACAGGAAAACCUUCGAGGGAGAAUAAAACUUCCCUCUUCGGCAAGGCAGCCCAAGCCUGAAGGCCUAUAAUAAGAGGGACAGAGGUCCUUGCUUUCAGCUUCAUCAGGAUGGGCCCUACCUGAUCCAUAGGGAGUGCGCCUCAGAGUCCAAUUUCCGUCAACGUCACCAUUUUAAUUCUCUCAAGAUGAGCAGGAAUAUGUAAAAAAUGAAAUGGUCGAAAAAAAAUUUUUGGUCCAAGAAAAGGAAAAAUCGUUCCAGCUUGAAACAGAAAUUGAUAAAGCUCACAAAAAUAUAGUGAAGCUUGAAAACCAAGUAGACAGCCUUGAAAGGAGCUUAGAAGAGCUGUCUAAUCAGCACUCUGAAGCUAAAAAUAGAAUAAGGGAGUCAGAAGAUUUCACGAGGACUUUAUCCACAGAUAUAGACGCAAAGGAAAGGAAAAAUAGAGAAAUAAUUGCUUCUUUGGAGCAAGACAACUAUGAGCUCAAGAAAUUAGCAAGUGCAAGGAAGCUAGAAAUAGAAAAGGCAAAGGACGAACUAAAAAAUUUUGAAGCCCUAUUUAUAGAAACGAGACAAAAAGUUAACGAUUCUUUCGAAAAAAUAAAAAGAUCGGCGAGGUACAGCAUUCAAGGUCUCAGGACAGAUUUAUCAAACAUAAAGUUAGCUUUGGAAUAUGAAGUAAGCUCCUUCAUGGACUCAACUCAGUCAAUGAUCCAAGAAAUCGCUAUAAAGCUCAUUGAAAAAGAAGUAUCUGACAAGCGAAAAAUCGAUUAUAAAAUUGCUGAAAUUUCAGAAGAAAUGAAAAAACAGUGGAAAUCAAAAUUAAGCAAAAUUGAAGAAAAUUUAUUAAGAGAAGAACUUACCUGGUGGGAUGAUGCUGAUAUGGACGGAAUAAGAAGAGCAGCGAAAUCGUUGAUUGACAAGAAAAAAUACUCACUCCCCCCCCCCCCCUCCGUGAGCGAACAAAAAAAUUUUGUUCGCUCACGGAGGGGGGUUAUUUUUUUUUUAAAAAAAAAAUUUAUAUAUAAAUUUUAUAAAAAAUAUUUUUUUCGAAAUUUAAAAAAAUCCUAAUUUGCAAAAAUUGGGAAGCAAAUAUUAAUUUAAUUUGCAAAAUUUAUGUUUUAAAACGCAAUUUGUUUAAAAUUAAACAGAAUUAGCUCUAGAUUUCAUUAUACUAAUUAUCACUUAUAUAUCAAAUUUUUUUUCCAUUAAAAUUUUUUCUAUUAAAAAAAUUUUUGUUCACUCACGGAGGGUGGGUUUUUUGGUCAAAAAAUGGCGAUUUUUCUAAUGGUUUUGUUCGCUCACGGAGGGGGGGGGGGGGAGUCAGAUAAUGAAGUUCUCAAAUGCAAUGAUUAUUCAAAAAAGCUGCAAGGACAAGUCGACAAUUUGAAUAAGCAAAACCAAAAAUUGCACCUGAGGCUUCAAGCUAACUCUGAAGCUUUUGACCAGCUUCAAAGAGAAGUAGCUGACGAAUCCACAAAAAUAAAAUAUAACAGUCAAAACUUGCUAAGAAAAUCAACGCAAGAGUUGCAAACAAAAUAUGAACAAGAAAUAGAAAAAUUAAGAGAAGAGGUGAAGCAGAAAGGAAAAGAAAAAAAUGAACUGGAAACGAGGCUGAAAAGGAAAUUCAUGGAAGAAAUGGAGAAGGUGAAAAAUCAGUAUGAGGGCAGAAUUAAAGGGUAUAAAGAAGAGCUUGAUAAUGAGCAAGAAAGGGUGGAAAGGCUGAAUAACCAGCUUCAAGGGGCUGAUAAAGAAGGGGUUUCCAUGAAGCAAAGACUUUUAGACGAAAUUCAAAGCUUAGAAAUUAGAGUGCAAGAAUUAGAAGGGUUUUUGGAACAGGAAAGAACACAAAAAGACCAGCUUGCGAAACAAAGAAUCACUGAGCUACAGGAAUUGACAGAAAAAAUCAAAGUCUUGAGGUCAGAAAUUGCUGAAAAGGAAGACAAGCUUGAUAUGUACAUCAAAGAAAAUCGAAAUCUGAGGGCUGAAAUCUCGUCAAUUAUCGAUGCCAGAAAAAGUGUUUUUUCAGCUGAAUUUUAA
Blepharisma stoltei is the source of this 4240-nucleotide messenger RNA. NCBI's taxonomy places the organism in Eukaryota, Ciliophora, Heterotrichea, Heterotrichida, Blepharismidae. The record is from the annotation of a GenBank genome assembly.